Aphanomyces invadans is the source of this 1578-nucleotide messenger RNA. RefSeq names its product cysteine desulfurase, mitochondrial. NCBI's taxonomy places the organism in Eukaryota, Oomycota, Saprolegniomycetes, Saprolegniales, Verrucalvaceae. Bases 47 to 1462 code for a protein of 471 amino acids. Gene Ontology annotation, molecular function: pyridoxal phosphate binding; cysteine desulfurase activity. The record is from RefSeq and is a predicted model, not a curated record. Gene Ontology annotation, biological process: [2Fe-2S] cluster assembly. The transcript has 2 exons. Gene Ontology annotation, cellular component: cytosol; mitochondrion.
GUCAAGUUCAGUGGUGUUCAUCGGCCAGAGCUCGUCACAGGUCAACAUGCUCUCUGCGCUUCGAAGUGCCGGCGCCCGCCGGGCCCGCUCUACCGCGACGUUACAGCGCGCCUUGAGCUCGAAGGCAUCUGCCGACGACAAGCGCUACAGACCGGUGAAUGAAGUGCCCGAAACAGUACUGCAGAAUGCGCAUUCGGACAAGGUGUUUUCGCCGGGCUUUUCGAUCAAGGGGCAAAACACCGAGGGUCGCGCCGCGUACUUGGAUGUCCAAGCGACGUCCCCUCUGGACCCUCGCGUUUUGGACAAGAUGAUGCCACAUUUGACGCACAGCUACGGCAACCCGCACUCGCGCACGCAUAGCUACGGGUGGGAUGCGGACAAGGCAGUCGAACACGCGCGUGGUCAAGUCGCGGAUCUGAUCGGCGCUGACGCCAAGGAAAUCAUGUUCACGUCUGGCGCGACUGAAUCGAACAACACGAUUAUCAAAGGCAUCGGUCGCUUUUACAAGUCCAAGAAGAAGCACGUCAUCACAACUCAAAUUGAACACAAGUGCGUCCUAGACUCGUGUCGCGCGUUGGAAGGCGAAGGCUUUGAGGUGACCUACCUCCCCGUACAAACGAACGGCCUGAUCGACAUUGAUGCAUUCAAGGCUGCUAUCCGUCCCGACACAGUGCUGGCGUCGGUGAUUGCCGUGAACAACGAGAUUGGCGUGCUGCAGCCGCUUGCGGAACUCGGCCGCAUUUGCCGCGAACACAAGGUGUUCUUCCACACGGAUGCCGCCCAAAUGGCGGGGAAGCUGCCCAUCGACGUGGACGCGAUGAAUAUUGACGCUAUGUCGAUCUCCGGUCACAAGGUUUACGGCCCCAAGGGUAUCGGCGCCAUGUACAUUCGCCGCCGCCCUCGCGUUCGCUUGGAACCGAUCUUGUCGGGUGGUGGUCAAGAACGUGGGCUGCGUAGUGGCACGUUGCCGCACCCGCUCUGCGUUGGCCUUGGUGAAGCGUGCGCGUUGGCGCAACGUGAAAUGGAGAACGAUCACAAAUGGGUCCAGCAUCUUGCGGAACGGCUGCAGAAGGGCAUUCAUGACGCGAUUCCGCAUGUCAUUUUGAACGGCGACAAGGAACAACGGUACUGGGGAAAUGUCAACUUAAGCUUUGCGUACGUUGAAGGCGAGAGUUUGCUAAUGGCGCUCAAGGACAUCGCUGUGUCGAGUGGCAGUGCGUGCACGAGUGCGUCGCUCGAGCCGUCGUACGUGCUUCGUGCGAUUGGCGUCGGCGAAGAUUUGGCGCACACGUCGAUUCGUUUUGGAUUGGGCCGCUUCACGACCGAAGAAGAAGUGGAUUUUGCCAUCGCUCUCUGCGUCAAGCACGUUGGCCGGCUGCGUGAGAUGAGCCCGCUGUGGGAAAUGGUGCAGGAAGGCAUCGACCCCAGCACCAUUCAGUGGACACAGGACGCGCAUCAUUGACGGGUCUUCCCAGGAAUCUCCGCAAGCUUUGCGAUUAAUUUUGACCAAUCAAAUGCGUGUUUACGUUUUGUCUGCUAAUGAGCGAUUGAGCUCACUAUUUUAAUAUUACUUCGAAG